Messenger RNA from Scomber japonicus (chub mackerel), 1377 nucleotides. RefSeq names its product regulator of G-protein signaling 13-like. Lineage: Eukaryota; Metazoa; Chordata; Actinopteri; Scombriformes; Scombridae. The record is from RefSeq and is a predicted model, not a curated record. Bases 78 to 632 code for a protein of 184 amino acids. The transcript is spliced from 5 exons.
GAUCUCACCAUUCUCUAAGAGCAGCCCAACAUACAAUCCUAUAUAUACAUUCAGACCCAUAUUUCUGUAUCACUGCCAUGCCAAGUCUAGCCACAUCACGACCAAGGGAGCAGCAUUUAAACAUGGAUGCUGACAAAAAGAAAAGGGGAAAAGACAGGGGAGGAAACCUGAAGUCUCGGUUGCAGUGCAGAUUGUCUCAAGCUACUAAUACUGAAGAGCUUUGUUUCGAAGAGAUGUCCCAGUGGUCACAAUCACUCGAGAGACUUUUAUCAUCGAAAUAUGGAAUGAAGAUAUUCCAGGCCUUCCUGAAGUCAGAGUUCAGUGAUGAAAACAUUGAGUUUUGGAUGGUAUGUGAAGACUAUAAGAAAAUCAAGACUUCCUUCAGGUUGACCGCCAGGGCCAAAAAGAUCUUCAAACUCUACAUUCAAGCUGAGGCUCCAAGAGAGAUCAACAUUGAUCACAAGACCAGGGACGUGAUCAGGCGGAACAUUAAGGAGCCCAGCACAGUUUGCUUUGACGAUGCCCAGAGGAUCGUCUACGGACUAAUGGAGAGGGACUCCUACCCCCGUUUCCUCAGGUCUGACAUCUACAGGGCCUUACUGGACUCUAUAUCGGAAUCAGGGAAGAUUUAAAGAAAGCAGAGAACAGUGACAUUGCUUCUGUAGAGACUGAUCUGUGAAACUGAGCCCAAGGCUGUGUUAUCUGAGAGAAGCUGUCUGACAGCAUCUUUGUGUUUGUUUGUCUUGGGACCACCGGUGGUGAUUCUUCAACACCAAAAGCAACCAAAACCUGUUAUUUUCAACACAUUUCGACCAUCCUUCUAAGCUGGAGAGGUCAUGGCUCGUGUGAUUGUAUUUAAGAGAAGUAGCUGGCUCUGUGGAGAAGCUGUUGAAGAGAGUUUAUUCAGAACUAAUUGUGUCACGGAAAAUGAUGGUUCCAGGUGAAAAAUGGCUGCAGUUGUGCAUUAAUCAACAGAAGCUGCUGUGAAGCACUUGUUAAGCAAAAAGCUUCCUAGACAUGCAACAGUUAAUGUAGUGAAAAUGCUGGGGACUUUCUGUUAGAGACGCCAGGAAGUGUAUGUAGUGCAACAACACCCUCUGCCCAAGAUGCAAGUGCAUGAGCUGGUACCUGCAUUUGCACUUCAUUUUGAGUUAAUGUUAUCUCAUUGAAGCAAUAGAUGUCAUCUAGAUGUGAUUUUUUUUAAUGCACAGUCUUGUGCAUUAAACUUCUUUUACGUUCAGACAUCAGUGCUAUGUGUUAUGACAUCAGUGCACACUGAAAUAUCUAUAUGUUAUAACUAUAAUUAUCUUUUAUAAGCUAAGUGUUGUAUUCAACAGGUUGUGAAUUGUGAAUGUGAAUAUUAAAUGGAUUUGUACA